Messenger RNA from Salvia hispanica, 549 nucleotides. The record is from RefSeq and is a predicted model, not a curated record. Lineage: Eukaryota; Viridiplantae; Streptophyta; Magnoliopsida; Lamiales; Lamiaceae.
AUGGAGGAAGACAAAAUCAGCCAAUUGCCAGAUGAAAUUCUUCAACACAUCCUCUCCUUCAUCGACACCUACGAAUCCGUUCAAACAAGCAUUCUCUCCAAGAGAUGGAAAAAUCUGUGGCGUUCCCUCCCCGGCCUCCGCUUCAACCUCAGCCGCGCCGCCUCCCACCGUCGCGUCACCUUAACAAAUGAGAAAGACACCACAGAUUUCUCUCCCCUCUUCUCCCGCUUCGUCUCCCACUUCCUCUCUAACCGUGACGCCACAGCCCCAGUCCACGACUUCCAUCUCUCACUCGUCGGCACAAUCCACACCAAAACAUUCACCCCGGCAUUCGUGGAUGAAUGCGUGCUCUACGCCAUCAAUCACGGCGUUCAUUCCCUCCACCUCCGCGCCUACAACGACCUAGCUACUCUGAGUCUUCCCGCCGCGCUUUUCACCUCCACAACGCUUCGCGAGCUCAAGCUCAAGCUGUUUACCCCCUCAUGUACCUGGACAGUUUCUUUUACCAAAUUUGAAAACCCUUUAUCUUCAUACCUAUUUGAUCUUUGA